AGCCCAGCAAACAGCAGCACGCUGCUGAAAAAAAGACUCAGAGGAGAGAGAUAAGGAAGGAAAGUAGUGAUGGAUCUCAUCCCAAACUUGGCCGUGGAAACCUGGCUUCUCCUGGCUGUCAGCCUGAUACUCCUCUAUCUAUAUGGAACCCGUACACAUGGACUUUUUAAGAAGCUUGGAAUUCCAGGGCCCACACCUCUGCCUUUUUUGGGAAAUGCUUUGUCCUUCCGUAAGGGCUAUUGGACGUUUGACAUGGAAUGUUAUAAAAAGUAUAGAAAAGUCUGGGGUAUUUAUGACUGUCAACAGCCUAUGCUGGCUAUCACAGAUCCCGACAUGAUCAAAACAGUGCUAGUGAAAGAAUGUUAUUCUGUCUUCACAAACCGGAGGCCUUUCGGGCCAGUGGGAUUUAUGAAAAAUGCCAUCUCUAUAGCUGAGGAUGAAGAAUGGAAGAGAAUACGAUCAUUGCUGUCUCCAACCUUCACCAGCGGAAAACUCAAGGAGAUGGUCCCUAUCAUUGCCCAGUAUGGAGAUGUGUUGGUGAGAAAUCUGAGGCGGGAAGCAGAGACAGGCAAGCCUGUCACCUUGAAACACGUCUUUGGGGCCUACAGCAUGGAUGUGAUCACUAGCACAUCAUUUGGAGUGAACAUCGACUCUCUCAACAAUCCACAAGACCCCUUUGUGGAAAACACCAAGAAGCUUUUAAGAUUUAAUCCAUUAGAUCCAUUCGUUCUCUCAAUAAAAGUCUUUCCAUUCCUUACCCCAAUUCUUGAAGCAUUAAAUAUCACUGUGUUUCCAAGAAAAGUUAUAAGUUUUCUAACAAAAUCUGUAAAACAGAUAAAAGAAGGUCGCCUCAAAGAGACACAAAAGCACCGAGUGGAUUUCCUUCAGCUGAUGAUUGACUCACAGAAUUCAAAAGACUCUGAGACCCACAAAGCUCUGUCUGAUCUGGAGCUCAUGGCCCAAUCAAUUAUCUUUAUUUUUGCUGGCUAUGAAACCACGAGCAGUGUUCUCUCCUUCAUUAUAUAUGAACUGGCCACUCACCCUGAUGUCCAGCAGAAAGUGCAGAAGGAAAUUGAUACAGUUUUACCCAAUAAGGCACCACCCACCUAUGAUACUGUGCUACAGAUGGAGUAUCUUGACAUGGUGGUGAAUGAAACGCUCAGAUUAUUCCCAGUUGCUAUGAGACUUGAGAGGGUCUGCAAAAAAGAUGUUGAGAUCAAUGGGAUGUUCAUUCCCAAAGGGGUGGUGGUGAUGAUUCCAAGCUAUGUUCUUCAUCAUGACCCAAAGUACUGGACAGAGCCUGAGAAGUUCCUCCCUGAAAGGUUCAGUAAGAAGAACAAGGACAACAUAGAUCCUUACAUAUACACACCCUUUGGAAAUGGACCUAGAAACUGCAUUGGCAUGAGGUUUGCUCUCAUGAACAUGAAACUUGCUCUAAUCAGAGUCCUUCAGAACUUCUCCUUCAAACCUUGUAAAGAAACACAGAUCCCCCUGAAAUUACGCUUUGGAGGACUUCUUCUAACAGAAAAACCCAUUGUUCUAAUGGCUGAGUCAAGGGAUGAGACCGUGAGUGGAGCCUGAUUUCCCUAAGGACUUCUGCUUUGCUCUUCAAGAAAGCUGUGCCCCAGAACACCAGAGACCUCAAAUUACUUUGUAAAUAGAACCCUGAAAUGAAGAUGGGCUUCAUCCAAUGUACUGCAUAAAUAACCGGGGAUUCUGUACAUGCAUUGUGCUCUCUCAUGGUCUGUAUAGAGUGUUAUACUUGGUAGUAUAGAGGAGAUGACCAAAUCAGUGCUGGGGAAGUAGAUUUGGCUUCUCUGCUUCCAUGGGACUAUUUCCACCACCCCCAGUUAGCACCAUUAACUCCUCCUGAGCUC
This is a messenger RNA of Gorilla gorilla gorilla (western lowland gorilla), 1877 nucleotides long. RefSeq names its product cytochrome P450 family 3 subfamily A member 7 (gene CYP3A7). Gene Ontology annotation, biological process: oxidative demethylation; steroid metabolic process. The transcript has 13 exons. Lineage: Eukaryota; Metazoa; Chordata; Mammalia; Primates; Hominidae. The record is from RefSeq and is a predicted model, not a curated record. Bases 70 to 1581 code for a protein of 503 amino acids. Gene Ontology annotation, molecular function: estrogen 16-alpha-hydroxylase activity; iron ion binding; testosterone 6-beta-hydroxylase activity.